This is a messenger RNA of Lotus japonicus, 916 nucleotides long. Its product is annotated as CASP-like protein ARALYDRAFT_485429. The coding region runs from base 268 to 726 and encodes 152 amino acids. Gene Ontology annotation, cellular component: membrane. The transcript has 3 exons. NCBI's taxonomy places the organism in Eukaryota, Viridiplantae, Streptophyta, Magnoliopsida, Fabales, Fabaceae. The record is from RefSeq and is a predicted model, not a curated record.
UACUAGUACUACUACAGCGCCGACGAAAUCACAAACAACACUCACAUCAUCACACCACACCUACUUUAUCAUAUUCAUAGCACAAAAAGUAACUAAUUCAAUUCACCAUUUUGAUUGAUUCUAUUUCAAUCCACAAUCAUACCAUAAUAUUCAUAUUCAUAUUCAUAUUCUCUGCGUUGUUUUCAAAACCACUGUUUGGAGUUUGGACGACCAUGAUUGGGAUUGAAUUAGCAUGAGAAGGAAUUGGGAUUGCAUGGUAGUGGUGGAAUGGACGAAUUGCCAGGGGCGUUUGGUACAAGCGCCAGCUUCGCUCUCCGAUUGGGGCAAACCGUUUUUUCCUCCGCUUCCCUUCUCUUCAUGUGCUUGGGCGUUGAUUUCUACGGCUACACUGCUUUCUGCUUUUUGGUGACAGUCAUGGGUUUGGUAAUUUCCUGGAGCAUAACUCUGCUGGUCGUAGACGCAUAUUCCGUCUUUAUAAAAUGCUUACCACAUCAACGAAAACUCAUAUUGAUCGUCUUUCUGGGAGACAUGGUUCUGUCAUAUCUCUCACUAGCGGCAGCUUGUUCAACGGCCAGUGUCACAGAUCUUUUGCUUGAUGCUGACGCUUCGUAUUGCCCGGCGAAGUUAUGUGGUAGAUAUCAGUUAUCUGCUGCUAUGGCCUUCUUGGCUUGGUUUCUUUCAUCAGCUUCCUGUCUGUUUAACUUUUGGCUUUUGCCUUCUCUGUAAAAUAUCUUGCUCCUUGUUUAUAUGUACAGGAAGAUUGAUCAUGACUGGGGCGCGAAUGACGAAGUCAUUUGUUCUUGUCCUGAUAUUUUUUGUUCCCAUAACAAUGAAAUUCUGAUGACUAUAGCCAACAAUGUAAUAAUCAUUUUUCGAAUGCAAGAUAAAUACAAAAAUUCCAGCUAUUGGUUCUCAA